Molecule: messenger RNA, 2271 nt
Organism: Cryptococcus deneoformans JEC21
Lineage: Eukaryota; Fungi; Basidiomycota; Tremellomycetes; Tremellales; Cryptococcaceae
Exons: 3
Coding region: 189-1856 (555 amino acids)
Source: RefSeq, a predicted model, not a curated record
AUUAACAGUGGCGCCCGUAUUCUCUUUACACUAUCGCAUUAUCGCCCACCUUUCAUCCCAUUCAUCCCCGCCUCCCUUUCCACCCGCCAGCCGACCCGCGGAGACGCAUUUCCAUACACCGCUCACACAUUGCCUCGCCUCGACUGAUACUGGUUCCAAAGCCUACGACCACCCAAACACCGCCCAUUAUGGCCCAGCCAUCUCCCAGCUACGUGCCACGCAUAUCCCGUCCAUCUUCUCCAGCCAUAACACCCACAAGCUCAGCCUAUGUCCCUCGCUCAUCGUCCACUUCUCGGAUAGACCGCGGAGCGUUGACACCUAGAGUGCCGCUAGAGCGGAAGUCGAGUGGCUUGAGGAAUGAGAUGAAGCGAGAAAGUACACAAGAAACACAAGAAAUGAGCGAGGACGCAAAGUCGAUCCUCAAGCUGCUAUCAAACCUCCCUGCACCUCUGCCUGAAUCACUGCCACCAACGUUCUUACCUAGCCCUUCCGCUUCACCAAGAUCUACUCCUUUUUCGUCACCGCCGAAAACGUUCACCGAAUAUGUCCAUCUCAAACGCAAACGUGAUCUCGAACCUGACGAAAGCGAUGAGACUAAAAAUAAUGACAACAGUCACGAAAUCGGUCUCGGGCUUGGUUUGACUGUAGCGCCCGAUAAAAAGAGAAAGAUCGAAGAAGCUAGAGGGAUAACACCUUUGAGUCCCGUGCUGAACGGAAUCUUCAAAAAGGAUAAAGUAAGGAGCGGGCUGAGGAACGAGGUGGAAGUGGAAGAAGGUGAAGUAGGCGAGGAAGGCGAGGAGCGAGUAAGAAGGGAUCUCUGGAAACCUGAAAAAUGGUCGCAAAUGGGUAACUGGUACCGAGAUAGAGCCCUUUUGCUCAAGCGUCACGGCGACGCCUACCUUCGAGCACCUACCGCCAAACCUGAUUUCGUCAGAACCCUUCCUGCAGACAGACUCAAAGGCCUCCUCUGCCUUACCGAUUCUGCGUUACUAUACAAUUACUCCCAUUUCUGCGACGAAAAGGCCAAGGCCAAACCUCUUCCGGGGAUAUACGAUUCCUCUAGCGGUUUGAGGACGUUUGUGAGGAAAGAGUGGGAACAUGAGAUGCGUCGCGGUGAAGGGUCUGAUGGGGAGGAAGGCCUAAAAGAGAGGGAGACGGAGAGGGAGAGAGCGAGGGCAAUGGCGGGGUUGAUGUACCUGCUUGAAGCGGUUAUAAUGUACCAAACGGGGAAAGAUUCGUUGGCGAUCUUGCAGCAUCGCGGCAAAGAGUUGCAUGCUACCCUCGCGUCGCCGCACGAUAACCCGUCCCCUCCUGGAUUUAUCGCUACACCCUCACCUACGAACCCUUCCCAUAACGGUUCUACUACUGCCUCCGCCUCCGCCUCCGCCUCCGCCGCUGCGGCCUCUAACACUGGCGCUAACCACCCUUCUUCCCAACCACCCAACCACUCACCCACCUCCGCCCACUCCUCUGCCCACUCCCCAUCCUCCUCCACCUCUUCCUCCCUCCCACCCGACCUCCUCCCGCUCAUCUUCAACUCGUUCCGCCAAUCUUCCGAUGCGACCCAGUACCUCCACAUCUCGCGUUUCCAUCUCACCCUCCGCACUUUACGGCACUACUUCCCGACCUCGUACGGGAACGCGAUCCACAGUGAGCUCGCGGACCAAGCUUUGCCUGCCCCCGGGGAUAAUCUGGGAGCGGCGAGGGAGAUCGAUCCGGACAGGCCGGCGAGGUUUGCGUGGCCGAUUGAGAUGGGGAUGUGUGCGCCCGUGGCGCAUGUGGUAGCGUUUGGAAGGGGGAUGGUGAAAGAGAUGGCGGAGAGAGAGGGAAGAGAUUGGAAACUUCUUUUGGAGUAGCCAAAUCAACUCUUUAACUUUUCCGUUUUUUUUCUCUUGGGGUCUUGGUCUCAUCUUACCUCGAUAACACGGAGUUUUCUCUCUUUUGGAUUAUUUUUAGCUGCGAAUCUCAUCUCCAUUACUAUUUUAUUUUAUUUUUGUAAAUAAGGUCCCUAGCUGGCCAAUCUGCUAUAUGCUUUCAUGUUUCCUCACGAGCUCUUUCUCCCGAACCUUUUCUUCUUCUAUCCCUUCCACCAUCACACCAUCACACCAUAGCCCUCAUAUUCCCCUCCUCACUUCUCCACGUGACCGAUACUGCUUCUUAUGUCCAACUUGUUGUUAUUUGCCAUAUAAAUUUCUCUUAUCAAUACCUGUUUCCCCCGACGAUCUUUUUUUUUUUUUGCUCAAUACUGUUCUAUUAGGGUUUUUAUGCGAU